AUGGAUAUCCUGCGGCUGCUCUCCGUUGCCUACGGCGGGAGCAAAGAGGAGCGGACGGAGGCGACAGCGCAAUUGGAGAGCGCAGUGCAGUCUCCCGAUGGUCCUCGGCACCUUGUGACUCUUUUGCGUGCUGGAACCGAUCUGGCGUUGCCAGCGGAGCAAAGUCUCUCAGCACUUAUUUACGCCAAGAAUUAUAUUAUGGGCACCUUUGAUGAGCACAUUGCCGCCGCACCUGGCGUGCUAGAAGAAGUGAAGUCUCUCCUUUACCAUGGUGCCUUUCAUGCUCCGUCGACACAUCAGAAGAUCAUCCACACGUGUGUGGCCGGCAUCGUUAGUUCAUUUGAGUGGAACUAUCUUCCUCAGCUUCUGCCGGAGAUCACCCGGGAACGAACAGGUAUUCCCGUUGAACAUGCAUUAGCCUCGUUGAGACUGUUGUAUGUAUUCGUCAAGCGGUUUAAGACUCCGGGAUUAGAACCAAUGCCCAUGAAGCUAGUGGUUUGCAACUGUCUUCUCUCGGCACUUUCUCCUUUUCUCUCGUAUGGGGACCUGCAAGUCGAUCACAUGGUACUGAAGGCUAUGAAUUGCGUUGUGGAAACGGCGCUGCAAACAAAUCAAUUGGAAGAUGUCCCGCCAGAGGCGUUGAAUGCGUGGCUUUACGAAAUGGCUCAUUAUCCAGAGCGUCACUUUGUCGCGGCUUCUGAGGCGGCAGCGAGUGGAUUGCAGAACGUGUACGAAACAUACGUACGUUGUCUUAAGCAAAUUGCCAUGAUUUCCUUUUCUAUUUUGAACGACGCAACAAGAAAAAAGAACCCCUCGCCCUUGGCAAAGCAAUUUCUGGCGUCUCAUGCCUCAGUCUUCCUUGGGGUAUGGCAAAGGUGGUUGGAGUACGCUGCGACAUGUCGGGCGCGUGGUGUACACCACAAGACGGAUAUGUACGCUAUUCGCUAUAUCAAACUCUGCACAUUGGAUAGGACGCUUUAUCAGCAGUAUUUACUCCCGCAGCUGAUGCACGUGGUUGAAUCCCUCUUGUUUCCAUACCUAUGCUUUAGCGAGGAGGACGAACCGGCGUUUGCCGAUGAAGGUGACCUGUCUGAAUUUGCACAGUAUAUGAUGGAAGAGGGAUUUGAGCAGAGUGAGGUGUCGCAGAGGCAGGCUGCAUCCAACGCCAUUGUGGCGAUUGUUAGGGGCGAAAAGGAUUUUCACGAAGACCUCUUGCAGAAAGUGAUUGAAUUUCUCAUAGCAGGUCUCUCGCGGGAAGACAAUGACAAGACGUUUCCGCAGGCCUUUGGUUUUUUGCAUCUUUUAUCUAUAUUGAGACGACACUUUAGGCGGGUUCCUGAGAUAUGGGAAACGCAAAUGGCGCGGGUGCUUGUCACAUUUGUGACCCCGCGCGUUUUACCCACCGUUCCAUACAUUCCGCUGCGGUGCAAAGCCCUCGUCGUAUGCCAACGAUAUUCCAAGGCUCCUAUUCCCUCCGAAGAGGACUUUGCUGCUUUCACGCAACUUGUCUCCUCCCUUGUGCAGGAUGCUGAUUCUCGAAUUCGCCUGGGCGCCAUUGAUGCCCUUUGCACGUUCCUGGAGAUGAAGCGAGCGCUUCCGUAUGUUCGGCCGAUUCUUGUGCCGUUGGUUGAGGAAUGUAUUGGUUUUCUUAACCGCGUGCAAACAUCCUUUGUUCCCACCGCUCUGCUGUACUUGGUGGAGCAUUUUGCGCCCGAACUCACUUCAGUACUCGAAAAAAUUGGUAAGACGCUUAUACAACACUUUUUGGCAACGGCAUUUGAUCUGGCGCAGCAGGAAGAUGUGAUGGAUGAUGAACAUGUAUCACAGUAUUGGCGCACAGACAUGAGUGCAUGUGCGCUGUUGAACGCGAUAGAUACCAUCGUUGAAGCCUCUCGUCACCAUAUGGAGGUUUUCUGUAGCCUGAGGCCAGAAGUCCUGUUUUUGGCGAAGAAAGUAUUGGAGCAUCCGGAUGAUUUUGAGUUUAUAGAGAAGACUCUUGCUAUUUUGUUGAAUGUCAUCAAUUUCUCCAAGCCAAUCCCUCCCGAGUGCUGGAAUGUGCUUCCAUUGUUAUUUCAGUCUGUGGAUUCCGGUAUCGGCGUGGAUUUCUUUGUUGCCAUAGAAGAGGUACUUGACAGCUUUGUCUCGAAUGGGACGCUGGAGUUUCUGCGGAAUGCCGAGCUCAUGGAGGCAACAUAUCAGGCUUGCGAGAAGAUGUUAUUUAAGUGCGCCUGCGGUGUCGAUGAUCAGAUUGCCGUGCCCCAGUUGAUUGAAGCGAUGUUGCAUCAGGCAAAACAUUGUGAAGUCGCCCCCGGUUUGUUUGACGCGCACCUUCCCCGUUUUGUCGCGUUACUUCUGCGAGCUCUCGCAGACGACUCUAUUCGCCAAGGCGAGGUGCGUCUUCAGAUUUGGAUCAUUGCGGCACUGAUGGAUGCCCUUUACUACAAUGCUGCAGCAACCAUGCAAAUCAUAACCAGUCACAACGCAUACCCGCAGUUUUUUGAUGCAUUUUUUCACUUCUUCCGCGGCGCCAUUGAUCCGGCCCACGCCGCCAAGGGUGGGAAGAAGCGUAAGAAGGACACGGCGGCCGAAGUUGUUGAAAAUCUUUCUAUUCUCACACGUAAAGUUAUUGUUUUGGGGUUGACUGCCCUCUUGGAGGAAUUUUCCGCCAACUGCCACGGCAACGGGGGUGGCAGCAGCAUCGGCCUGGCCUCGUUUGACGUCUACGUCUCACCGACACUGGCCCUUAUUCAACACUGUGUUUUUGUCAACGAUGUUUUUCUUGCAUCACGCUGCCGCAUAACGGAGAAGAACCUGGAGAAGAUUCGACAGGGCGUCGAGGUGGAGGAUGUGUCUGAUGUCGACCUCAACGAUGAUGAUGUGCUUGGUAUCGAUGCUGGCGACGAAGUGGCAACUCUCGACGACGACGUCGAAGAAGACGAAUGGGAAGAUGACGGAGAAGUCGGUCACUGUCAAGACGAGGGCGAUAAUUACGAAAGUCCCAUUGAUGACGUGUGCGAGGUGACGCUCUUCCUGCAGUGGGUCGCAAAGGCGGAGUGCCUCGGCGGUGCCGUGCAGCGGCACAUGAAAACCGCCCUUUCAAAGUCGUUGCAGGAGUUCCGUGAGGCCGAAGCCACGGCGCUGCGUUACCGGCGCCUGGUGCAGGCGUUGGAUCAUGCGAAGGACGAAAAUUACGGGGCACGCUCCGCCGCUGCAGCGAAUUUGUAA
Messenger RNA from Trypanosoma cruzi, 3225 nucleotides. RefSeq lists its product as uncharacterized. The coding region runs from base 1 to 3225 and encodes 1074 amino acids. NCBI's taxonomy places the organism in Eukaryota, Euglenozoa, Kinetoplastea, Trypanosomatida, Trypanosomatidae. Gene Ontology annotation, cellular component: nuclear envelope; cytosol. Gene Ontology annotation, biological process: protein import into nucleus. The transcript has a single exon. The record is from RefSeq and is a predicted model, not a curated record.